AUGCAACUUAACCCAUUCGUCACCCUCUCCCUCCUCCUCAUCACCCUCCUCCAACCCUCCCUCGCCCAAACGCCCUCCAACUUCGCCUUCCGCACCACGAACCCGCUAAUUUUGCAAUUUAACACCACAAUCGUUUCUCCCCAAGGGGAACUGUUGCCCGAAGCCGCCGUCGCCAGCCCCCCAACCCUCGGCACCACCGCCGCCCUCCCCGGCACCUACCUGGCCGUCAUGGUCGACCCCGGCGCCGGCACCGCGACCGACGUCUUCGAAGUCCUGCACUACCUGCUCCCGGGCCUGACCUCCCCCGACACCCCCACGACGCGCAACGGCACGGCCUUCUACCCCCUCACGACCGCCGCCCAGCCGCUCGCGCCCUAUCUCGUCCCCGCACCCACGCCGGGCGACGCGCACUCGUACACCCUCACGCUGUGGAAGCAGCCAGAUGGCUUCGCGGUUCCCGGCGCUUUUCUCCGCUACUUGCCGCUCAAUGCGUCGAACCCGACGAAUCGGUAUCCGUUCAAUCUGACGGGCUUGGUGGCGGCCACGGGGUUGGGACAGCCGCUCGCGGCGGGAUAUUUUGAUGUGCAGAACACUACUGCUAGUGCUACGACGACGGCGGGGCAUACGACUACGAGUGGGGGAGCGAGUAGUACGACAUCGUCGUCGGGGCAUAGUACGAGUGAGGGGAGCAGUACGGCGACGGGAAAGACGGUGGCGGAGAGUAGUUCGGCCGCCUUGAUAGGUGCCGAAGGUUGUGUGAGUGUUUGGUCUGUGGGCUGUUUUGCAUGGGCGCCCUUGGCGUUGGCCGGCGUUGCGGCUUGGAUGUGA
Messenger RNA from Letharia columbiana, 828 nucleotides. RefSeq lists its product as uncharacterized. NCBI's taxonomy places the organism in Eukaryota, Fungi, Ascomycota, Lecanoromycetes, Lecanorales, Parmeliaceae. Gene Ontology annotation, molecular function: phospholipid binding; peptidase inhibitor activity. The transcript has 2 exons. Gene Ontology annotation, biological process: regulation of Ras protein signal transduction; regulation of proteolysis. The record is from RefSeq and is a predicted model, not a curated record. The coding region runs from base 1 to 828 and encodes 275 amino acids.